UUUUCAGUGCAAAGACUGUGCCGAAUCGAUCGAGAGCUACCCCUUAUCAUCGCAAUCUUCAGCGAGAUGACUCACUCGGGCGACUAUUAAUUCAUCAUCGUACUGGUAUCUGGCGCUUCCACACCUUUGACGUCAAUGUUACGACGGCGUUUCUCGCGGUCGUUCACGAUCGUUUUUGCCGUUGUUUCACUUAAUCUUCACGCUAUAAGCGGUUUCAAUUUGGAUGUUUAUGCUCCGAUCUACAAAUACGGCCAGGAGAACACCUACUUUGGGUAUACAGUGGCUGAGCACUUCAAGGUUGAUGAACCUGUCGUUUUAAUUGGUGCUCCAAAGGCAGAAUCUGGUCAAGUGGGUACCAUUCAAGCAGGAGCACUGUACGCGUGUCCGAUAAAUACGCGAUAUACAGGAAAUAGCACAGAAUGGUGUGCGCAAGUCCGCUCCGAAUAUGAAGAUGUUUCUUCUUAUUCGAAAUCGCCGGAUAUGACACUGACUGGUCGAGAAGCGCAUUAUCUCGGCAAAAAUGGCGAGCUUCUCGGUGCAUCCCUUGCGUCACAGGGAACUCGGCGGGGUGGAGCCGUGGUGUGUGCUCCACUGAUGCGGUUCCAUAACACAAGUGCUUAUACGCAAGGAGCUUGUUAUGAACUAAACUCGGAUUUAACUUUGGGCGGAACUUACACGACUUGUCUGCAGAAAAACUUGCCAAAGCUCGAUCGUCAUAAUGAGUACGGAGCGUGUAUGGAAGGAUUUUCGUCAGCUUUUUCUGGGAACACGAUGGUAACAGGAUUGAUUGGUGCGAUGAAGUGGACCGGAGGGGUAUAUGCUCGCAUGGCAGAGGGAGGGAUUUUUGGAACAACAACUGAAAAGUACACUAUGGCACCAGAAGAAGGGGGCGUCAGAACGUUGCUUGCUGCUCAUGAUUACCUAGGUUACUCAGUUGAUGUUGGACGAUUUGGCUUCUGGUAUGAGAAGGGCAAAAAGUCUACCAUAGUGUCUGGCGCUACCCGCUUCGGUCAGCAUGGGGCUGUUAUAUUCCUUCCAUUUACUACGGAUCGCGGCGACCUAUUAACGUUCACUGAAGACCGAUUUCUCAUAAAUGGCACCAAAAUGGGAUCGGCGUUCGGUUACGCAGUGGAAGUCGUUGAUUUGAACAACGAUGGCUUCGAUGACCUAAUUAUCGGUGCGCCAUUCGAGCAUCGCUCUGAUUCUGAUGGACAUUUUGGCGGAGUUGUCUAUGUUUAUUUUUCACAGGGUGUGGAACGUAAAAAGUUCGAAUCUCACAAAGUAUUCCAUUCUCCUAUAAUCCUGAAAGGACCCGAACCUUUUUCACAAUUUGGUCUUGCUAUCAGUAAACUAGGCAAUGUCGAUGGAGAUAAAGACGGUUUUAACGACUUCGCUGUUGGUGCUCCAUUCGCCAAUGAAGGAACAGGAGCAGUUUAUGUUUUUCUUGGCGGCAAAUCUAGAAAGGACUUCCGAAGGAAACCUUCUCAGAUCAUACUUGGGUCGGAUCUUCCAAAUGUUCGACGUCCAUUGAAGUCAUUCGGUUUUUCCCUAUCGGGAGGUUCGGAUCUUGAUGGCAACGGUUACCCCGACCUUGUUGUGGGUGCUGUCACUAAGGGAGUGGUCACAAUCUUGCGGUCUCGUCCGGUAAUUAGCAUCUCGGCACGUCACAGAACAAACAGUAAAUUCAUUGACAUAGAAAAAGGCAAAAACUGUCCACGAGGAGCUAAAACAUGUUUUCCUCUUGAACUGGAGAUUACUGUCGAGAAAGAUUCGUCAAGGGGUGCUGAUCUUGUUGAUUUCAACGCAAACGUAUUUACUUGCAAUCUGGAGGUUAUCCCCGUCAGCCAAGGUGUAGCACUUCGUGGUCAUAUCGGCGCAUCCGCUUCAACUAAUCAUAGCUGGCCUUGUGGGCAAGGCGCCCAUAGAAGACCUCAAAAAUACACAGAAAUGAUCUAUAUCCCGGAGCACGACGAACUCGCUAAAGAUUGGAUCAAUCCGCUUAAAUUCCGUUUUACUGUGCAAAUUAGAAAUGAACGAAAGCCAUCACAUCCGAGUGAAGGAUCACCUAUUGUCGAUCUCAAACAAUAUCCGAUACUGAAUAAAUACGGCGCUAGUUAUGAGUUUCAGAUUCCAUUCAAUACAAAGUGUGGAGAAGAUCAUGUGUGCCAGACAGAUCUCAGUCUCAAAGCUGUAUUUGUGGAUAUCCCGAAAACUGAAAAAGGCUACAUCUCAAAUGUUGGCGAUAAAGAUUAUCUUGAUAUAACUUUCACCGUUGAAAAUCGAAAGGAGAAAGCCUAUCGAGCCGCACUGUACCUAACAUAUGACCCAGAAGAGCUGGAAUUACCCAUGAUAGUUGGCAAAUCGAAGUUGGGCUGGGAAACGGUAGGAAAGAACGUGGUUGUCGUGCGGCUUGGAAAUCCUAUGAACUCGGAGUCUAAGCAUACCUUCGAUCUUCGUUUCAAAUUGGUGCGAGGACGAACGGAAGGUAUCGGCAGACCAUUGCAGUUCGCCGCAAAUGUCAAUUCGACAUCUUCAGAAACAAAUCUUGGGGACAACGAGUGGAAGGCCGAACUGCAAAUAAUCAAAAAGGCAGAACUUGAAUUGAUUGGGACCAGCGAUCCACCCUUGAUCCGCUUUGGUGGCGAAAUCAAAGACGAGUCAGCCAUGGAUUUGGAGGAAGAUAUAGGUGUUAUGGUGCGACAUAAUUACACGAUUCAUAAUAAAGGACCAUGGACAGUACGAAAUGUUACUGCCAAGUUUGAUUGGCCUUAUCAAAUCGAGUCACCUGCUGGCAGACAAUGGGCGCUUUAUCUUCUCGAUGUUCCCACCGCGACAAUUCACAACACAGAUGGAACAGUGGAUAUACGAAGAUGCAGUGUUGAGAGACAGUUUGAACAUGUAAAUCCUUUGGACAACAUAAAACUCAAUACGAAGUACACCACGCAGGAGACGGUAUCUACGCGCACUGAGGUCAGGAAACGAGCCAAGAGAGGUACGGAAGCAUUGAAAAUUGGUGAAGCGGGAUUUCUUCGAAAACGAAUUGAUCCGCACAAAAGGAAAGAAAAUGGCGUUGACGUCCUGGUCGUAACAAUCGGAUGUGCUGAAAAGACCGCUAAGUGUUUUGCGGUGACGUGCCAUUUCGACUUCAUCGACGCCAACUCGGCGCCUGUGAUUGAUUUCAGAGCUCGUCUAUGGAACUCCACUUUUAGCCGGGACUAUUCGGACGUGGAGUACGUUGAAAUUGCUUCCUUUGGAAGAGUUGAAUUAGAUGCAAGUCAAGGAAUUGAGGACGAUCCUUCAAAUAAUGCUGUAAGCGCUAAGACCGUAGCGUACCCAGAUAGGCCUGCCCUCGGUUCUCGCCCUGUUCCCUGGUGGUUGAUACUAGUCAGCAUCCUAAUUGGUUUACUUAUCCUACUCAUCGUCGUGUUGAUACUAUGGCGCUGUGGUUUCUUCAAACGAAAGAAGUAUGGCGAACCAAGCCUCUACCGUGCUGAGCUGCAACACGAGCGAGAACAAUGGAAUCAGACUCAAAUGUGACCUAACUUCUCACACUGCCGAAACACAGCUAGGUGAUAUUCUCUUUUUGCGACAUGUUGUGCCAUUUUGCCCUUCACUGCAUGAUGUUGAUUUCUUGCUCAACAGAUGUUUCGAUCAUCUGCUCUUUUUUAUAUUCCAGGUGCUCGCAUCUGCCUAAUCUCAAUAGCUUUCAUCUCUUUACUUUUCACUCAGAGUCAUAUCUAUCCAUUCAAUGGGUGAAUUGUGUAGUCAGGCUUCGUCACAUUGAAGCCGACUCCGCAUUUUUGUUUAUAGGAUCGAUCUUUUGUUGUGUACACUUGUGAUGCCUUUCACUUUGAUAUUUAUUCUAUGAAUCUGAUAAAUCAUUUCCACUUUA
Cylicocyclus nassatus is the source of this 3892-nucleotide messenger RNA. NCBI's taxonomy places the organism in Eukaryota, Metazoa, Nematoda, Chromadorea, Rhabditida, Strongylidae. The record is from the annotation of a GenBank genome assembly.